GGGAAGCUGGUGGGAGGGGAACAGGCCAAGGAGCUAUAUAAGUCGAAAAGGUUCACUUUGCCAGUGCACCACCCCAGAACAGCUCUCCCCAGCCAAGCGCUGACAGGUCUGUACUUGUGUGGAAGGUCUGAGAAAGUUGCUAUAGAAGAUGUGUGAGGAAGAGGACAGCACCGCACUGGUUUGUGACAAUGGCUCAGGACUGUGUAAGGCUGGCUUUGCUGGGGAUGAUGCUCCAAGAGCAGUUUUCCCAUCCAUUGUGGGACGUCCCAGGCACCAGGGUGUGAUGGUAGGGAUGGGCCAGAAAGACAGCUAUGUAGGAGACGAAGCCCAAAGCAAGAGAGGGAUCCUGACCUUGAAAUAUCCAAUAGAGCAUGGAAUCAUCACAAACUGGGAUGAUAUGGAGAAGAUUUGGCACCACUCUUUCUACAAUGAGCUGCGUGUUGCCCCUGAAGAACAUCCAACUCUGCUUACAGAGGCACCUUUGAACCCCAAAGCUAACCGAGAGAAAAUGACACAGAUUAUGUUUGAGACUUUCAACGUCCCAGCCAUGUAUGUUGCUAUUCAGGCAGUUUUGUCGCUCUAUGCUUCUGGACGUACAACAGGGAUUGUGCUUGACUCUGGGGAUGGUGUCACCCACAAUGUGCCAAUCUAUGAAGGCUAUGCACUGCCUCAUGCCAUCAUGCGCCUGGACUUAGCCGGCCGUGACCUUACCGACUACCUCAUGAAAAUCCUGACAGAACGUGGCUACUCAUUCGUUACUACUGCUGAACGUGAAAUUGUCCGUGACAUCAAGGAGAAGCUUUGCUAUGUUGCCCUGGACUUUGAAAAUGAGAUGGCCACGGCUGCUUCUUCAUCAUCCUUGGAAAAAAGCUACGAGCUGCCUGAUGGUCAGGUGAUCACAAUAGGGAACGAACGUUUCCGCUGCCCAGAGACACUCUUCCAGCCCUCUUUCAUUGGCAUGGAAUCUGCUGGCAUUCAUGAAACCACCUAUAACAGCAUCAUGAAGUGUGACAUUGAUAUCAGAAAAGACCUCUAUGCAAACAAUGUACUAUCUGGUGGAACCACUAUGUACCCUGGCAUUGCAGACCGAAUGCAAAAGGAGAUUACUGCCCUGGCACCCAGCACUAUGAAAAUCAAGAUUAUUGCUCCCCCUGAACGCAAGUACUCCGUUUGGAUUGGUGGUUCUAUCCUUGCCUCUCUUUCCACCUUCCAGCAAAUGUGGAUCAGCAAACAAGAAUAUGAUGAAGCUGGUCCAUCUAUUGUUCACCGCAAAUGCUUUUAAACUGCUUCUCUCUUUCCUAUUUUUUUUUCUUCUCUCUCUCUCCUUUCCUCUCUCCCCGAGCACAUUACUGUGAAUAUAUUCAGGAAUAGCAAUGUUUUUAUAACUCCAUUCCACUUAUCCUAAUAACAAUGGCUCUGGCUAUGUUUCCAAUUAGAUUCUGUGUAUUUUGGGGCUGGGGCUGGGGAUAGAAUAAAUUGUAAACAUGCUA
Messenger RNA from Podarcis muralis (Common wall lizard), 1490 nucleotides. RefSeq names its product actin alpha 2, smooth muscle (gene ACTA2). The record is from RefSeq and is a predicted model, not a curated record. NCBI's taxonomy places the organism in Eukaryota, Metazoa, Chordata, Lepidosauria, Squamata, Lacertidae.